ACUUUUAAAAUAUAAGUCCUACUGUAACAUUUUAGUUUAAUUACAGUACAUGAUAUUUAAUAUUUGAUAAUGAUAUUGUAAAUGAAUACGAGUCAACUUUAUUUUAUUGCAAUUGUCGAAUGUAUAUUGUACGUUGUACAUUAUUUAAGAUAUGCUCUUUUAAGUUCAUUAAACUUAUUAUUGUAUGAAAAUUUUAUGUAAAAUUUCUUAUGGGAUAAGUAUUACAAAAUAUAAGUAUCACUUUGUUGUCGCGUUUCUGCGUAUUAUUAUUGUGUUGUCUAGGUACUUUUGAAGUCAUGGGUUGCUUAUAUAUCAGAUAACAGAAAGUUAAAGUAUAAAUUUAGAAUAACUUUAUCUUUGUGUAAACAUUGUUUCUUUACUAAUAAAAAUAGUUGUGUAUGUAGUAUGUGUUAAGUGCUUUAGUUAUAUAUGAACAUAUACAUACAAACAAAUAAGACAAAUGAUAAAAUCUUGGAAUCUGCUUUACAAAUCAUUAGCAUCUUAUUCACAAGUGCAAAGUAUUUUGUGGUAUAACACUGGUGAUAAAUUAAAAUUUUUCACACAUUUUCGGACUCAUAUAAAUUUGAAAUAUUCUUCUACAACAGCCUCAAUUACUCCAUCAACACAAGUCAACAUGAGUGCAUUUAAGUUCCUUGAUUAUGACUGUAUUGGAUUUGAUUUAGACAAUACACUGUUACGUUAUAAUGUGACAAACAUGGUACAUUUGAUAUAUGAAACUUUAGCCAAUUAUUUAGUUACAGAAAAGGGGUACAAUUCUAAAUAUUUGUUAAAGCCAUUAGAAGAUAAAGAUUUAGAUUUUAUGCAGAAAGGAUUAUUCUUAGAUUUUGAAAGAGGAAAUAUACUUAGAAUAAAUGCUGAUGGUGUAAUUCAAAGAGCAUGUCAUGGAAGUAAUCUAUUAAGUACUGAGGAAAUCAAAAAGAUAUACCCUGAGCAGAGAUGGGAGAUUAUAGAUGUUUUUUGUAAUGACAUGUUAUCCACAUGGAACGGUCCUUUAUCAAUGAAAAUGAGAAGUUUAUUAGAUUAUUUUGAUGUUUCUUCAUCUCUUGUUUUUGCAAGAUUAAUAGAUACACUUGACGAAGAACAAGGAGGACCUUUGAAUGCAUAUAAUGUUUGGCCUAACAUGUUGGAUGGAUUGAUUGAAAUGUUUAACAGAGAUCAUUUUAAAAUGAACAGAGGGUAUUUUUUUCCUAGCCUCAGAGAGAAUCCUCAUAAAUAUAUGUAUAAAUGUACUGCAAGAACUAUAACAUGGCUUCAAGAAUUAAAAAGACAUCGUAUUACUUUCCUUAUCACUGGAUCAAAUGUUGAUUUUGUUGAUUUUAAUGCUACUUAUGCUCUUGGAGAAGAUUGGAAAUCUCUAUUUGAUAUUGUAAUUUGUUAUGCAAAGAAACCUGCUUUUUUCAUUGAAAAACGUCCUUUUCUUGAUAUUGUAAAUAAUGAAGAAGGUAAUAAUAUCAUAGAAAGUAAAGAUUUAAAACGAGGUGGUAUAUAUAGUCAAGGUAAUUGGGAAGGACUUACUGAAUUCCUUAAAAAUAUAUGUGGAAAACAAAAUCCUCGUUAUAUAUAUAUUGGUGAUAAUCUUUUGCAAGAUAUUUAUGUACCAAAUUCAUAUGUACAAUGUGAUACAGUAGCUGUAACUGAGGAACAAAUGUCUGAGGGAAUGGUUCAUCAAAACUUAUCACAUCCCGAUGAAAAAGUAUUAAAUUCAACAUUUUGGGGCUCUUAUUUUUGUUUAAAAGAUUCUAACAUUAAUAUGGACUCAUUAUGGGGACAUGUUAUAAAAAAAUACUCCAAACUUUGCAUACCUGAUAUAAAUUUAAUAGCUCAACAGCCAUUAGAAGAAUCUUACUUAUGUUUUUAUAAAGAUGGAAAGAAAUAUGAUGGAUAUUAUCCUGCAGUACCGCUUAGUAUAUCUACGUUUUAAAUUCAUAAAUUUAUCCCCAAUUUAUUAACUUCCAAACAAAAGUUUUGUAGUUUUAUGUUAACUUGCAUGCUAUAACAUAUUAGUACCAUAUUUAUAAUAUAUUCUUAAUUCAAGAUACGUAUUAUACCAGCUAUCAAGGAACAAUUGCAACAUUUGCUAGUGCAUAAGAGGGACCUAACACGUACUAAACGUACAUUUAAAUCAAAA
Messenger RNA from Bombus terrestris (buff-tailed bumblebee), 2149 nucleotides. It is a transcript of the gene Nt5a, whose product is annotated as 5'-nucleotidase domain-containing protein 1. The transcript has a single exon. Gene Ontology annotation, molecular function: 5'-nucleotidase activity. Lineage: Eukaryota; Metazoa; Arthropoda; Insecta; Hymenoptera; Apidae. Bases 461 to 1942 code for a protein of 493 amino acids. The record is from RefSeq and is a predicted model, not a curated record.